AUGGCUCCGCCGCCAUUUGUGCACCAAUUUGACACGUAUGGACUGGUCCGGAGGCUAGAGGAUUCAGGAUGGUCGAAAUUGCAUGCUAUCACAACCAUGAAAGCUGUUCGCCUGAUGCUAGCCGAAAACACCGAAUUUGCUCGUGACGCCUUAGUGAGCAAAUCGCAGGUAGAGAACGAGACGUAUCUAUUUCGUGCAGCAUGCGCCGAGCUUAAGACAGAGGUGACAUCACGUCGACGGUCGGAGCAAGAAAAGAUGCGGGCUCAGCGCAGCCAGUUACAACACGAGGUAGACAUUCUUACGCAGAGAUUGGGCCAGGAAAGCGCAUCGCUGAAAGAUGAGGUCAAGGGCAUGUUUGAUGACCGGAAAAUGACGGUGCGAAAUGAGCAACGCGAGAUGGAGUCCAAGGUGCAACAGCUCAAUUACAAAAUUACAGUCGACCUACAAGCAGACGCUCGAUCUGAGGUCGAAGGCUUGCGAUGGGUGAUGACGCGGCGUGUGAUAAUAGCACUCGGCGCCGUCGUAAUCAUGGUUCUUGGCUCGCUCAAGCUGUACUCGAGCGCUGUUCACGACCAGGAGAUGGAGGCGAAACGCAAGUCCAGCAUGAAGUCCAACGGCUCACAGACGGACGGUCCUGGAUUUGGUGAAGGAUCGCCUCGCGAUUAUCGGACAUCUGGUGGUGAUGGAGAGGUGAUGGUCAAAGAGGGCGACAAUCCGGCCUUUGUGAGCCUUGGAUGA
Messenger RNA from Dissoconium aciculare CBS 342.82, 738 nucleotides. RefSeq lists its product as uncharacterized. NCBI's taxonomy places the organism in Eukaryota, Fungi, Ascomycota, Dothideomycetes, Mycosphaerellales, Dissoconiaceae. The record is from RefSeq and is a predicted model, not a curated record. The coding region runs from base 1 to 738 and encodes 245 amino acids. Gene Ontology annotation, cellular component: mitochondrion. The transcript has a single exon.